AUGUCGCAAGACGAUCCACACGAUACCCCUCUGAGGCGCCCGAACACACUCAACGACUCCAAAAGCUUUACCAGAUUGGAGUCUCCAGACGAUGGUUCCCGUAGUCGAGGCCGCGCGAGUACGUUGACGAGCGUGGCAAAGGAGCUGCUACCGCAGAAUGCAGCAGUACUAACGCCGGAGGAGGAGGAGCGUGAUGCUCAAGGAGAUGUCUUUAACACCGCACAAGAUGAAGGAGCGGAUGCGGAAGACCCUCCUCCCGUAGCGUUUCCUCAAACAUUCGAAGAGCUACCCAUAGAGAUCCGGAGUCUUACGGAAAGGUUUCUAGAAUCUUUGUCGGCCAAAGUUCACCCCACUCCGCCCUCUGCCGACACCCUCUCCGACUUGUUUCAGGACUUCUACUCCAAAGCUGAGACUGUAAUUGCAACCCAUAUAGCCACCCUGUCCUCGCGCAUCUCCCGAGACAAAUCACCUGCACCUUCAUCGUCCUCGAAAGGCUCCAAAUUGAGCCGUAUUGGAGCGGGCAGAUCUCGUGGUAGCAGUUUAUCUCAAAAUGGAGGCAGUGGAGAACAGCAGCUGCUCACUCCAUCGGAAGUAUUCGACAGGAGGAAGGCUAGGAAGUUAUUGGAGCUUAAGAAAAAUGCACUUGAAGAGACGGUCGAGCGAGCUGCUUGCGAAAAGGUCUACGACCGAAUCUACCGCCAUCGGAGCACGGAUGAUGAGGAACGAGAUGAGAAGUUAAGGUCAAGGACCGCCGCUCUUUCAUUGGUAGGGAUUGGAUUGAAAGAGCUGCUCGUAAGUGCAGACAAUGUCCCUGAAGAGGCCAUGCAGAUGGCUGCCGCCGAGGAGGACCAAAUCAAUGGCUGGCUACAGAACGCUCGGGAGAGCAUUCAACUGAUGAACGAGGAGAGAUAUCCCCUGGGCAAAUUGCAACACCUUACAGCAGUGCACAGGAGCAUCGUGGAAACACUUUCAAAGAUCUUUCCCUCGACAUCGUCCGCAGACGAGGUGUUACCAACCUUGAUCUACACGCUCAUCAUAUCACCACCGGCGUCUCUGAAUGUUAUCAGCAAUUUGAACUUCAUCCAGAGAUUCCGCUCCUCCAGCAAACUCGACGGCGAGGCCGCAUAUUGCCUUGUAAAUCUGGAGGCUGCAAUUUCAUUUCUGGAGACGGUCGACCUCUCAUCUCUACGAGCGGACGAGGUUCCACAGGGGCCUGGAAAGGUGAAUAGCAUACCCUCGACACCGAGAAACGAAGCAACAUUUACCCCGAUGAAACUCGGGAUAUCCCCUGCGGCCGAUCCAUCAGUGGGCAAUGAGGAUGGUGCUCGCGAGUCACUUGCAAAGCAAUUAUCCUCGCCCAUCAGUCGUGCUCCUCCACGUCGCUUCAGUCAGCUCAUUCAGUCUCAGACCAACCGGUUGGAAGCUGCCAGCGAUUCGCUUCGGGGCGCCGUGCUCGAAAAUGCGGAGAAAGGAAUCGAUACCAUCAACUCCACCCUCGAGAACAGCUUCAAAUUCCUCUUUGGGAAACUUCGGGAACAGCAGCAGCAACAAAACGCCGACAGUUCACAGGAUACGACGAUUAUCGUCCCAAAGACCCUUGAGGAUGCCCGAAAGCUCGUCAACACUUCACCACUAUCCGAUAUGGACGACGCAAGCGUCAGCGCAGCGAGUUCGCACACAGAAGAUAUCCCCGACGAUGCAGGGUCCAAAUCGGAUAGCAAGGUCCUGGAUCUGAUUGGGGGUCGUCAGCAGAUGCGUGACCGAAGCGCAGACAGCUUGCGGAGUUUGGGAUCGAACAAGAAGGUCGCGUUUGCCGAUAGCAGACAAGCGACUCCCUCACGAACGGUAUCUGAGUCGGCCACCAUAGGAUCCACAUCGGGGUAUAUCGCACCACAACCCGCGGGAGGUACAGCGAUCGAUUCGGUCCGCAACUUUGGCAAUUCUAUCAACCCUUUGAACCGUCUAACAGGAAUGGGUAUAUUUGGGCGGACGGUUUCAAGUGGAAGCCCGUCAGUUACGGUGACGCCGUCGCCAGAGCAGAGAAAGCAGUUAAGCCCGGAAGAAAGAUCGAUCACGGCCAAGGAGCUGAAAACGAUCGCUACGAUUGAAGAACUCAAGAAGACGCCUCCCCCGGUGAAACGCUUCCUUGAAUUGAAGGAUGCACGGGAUAUGCGGGUGGCGGAGAUUGACGAACUGUUGAAAGAGUAUCAAAGGCUCGCCACGGCGUUGCGUGUAGCUAUAUCAAGUUCAUGA
Eremomyces bilateralis CBS 781.70 is the source of this 2253-nucleotide messenger RNA. RefSeq lists its product as uncharacterized. Bases 1 to 2253 code for a protein of 750 amino acids. The record is from RefSeq and is a predicted model, not a curated record. Gene Ontology annotation, molecular function: guanyl-nucleotide exchange factor activity; small GTPase binding. Gene Ontology annotation, biological process: vesicle-mediated transport. Gene Ontology annotation, cellular component: endocytic vesicle; cytosol. The transcript is spliced from 2 exons. NCBI's taxonomy places the organism in Eukaryota, Fungi, Ascomycota, Dothideomycetes, Eremomycetales, Eremomycetaceae.